Molecule: messenger RNA, 2297 nt
Organism: Rhodamnia argentea
Lineage: Eukaryota; Viridiplantae; Streptophyta; Magnoliopsida; Myrtales; Myrtaceae
Product: actin-related protein 9-like
Exons: 21
Coding region: 106-1875 (589 amino acids)
Biological process (GO): regulation of DNA-templated transcription; double-strand break repair
Cellular component (GO): Ino80 complex
Source: RefSeq, a predicted model, not a curated record
GCUGGGAGCAUCAUCUUCUGUCCGUUGUCAGUUCAGUUCAGUUCUCUGAGUUGAGAGAGCGAGAGAGACUGACGAGAAAGCUCUUCGACCUCGCUUCGCUUCGCCAUGGAUUAUUUGAAGACGGCGAUUCCUUCGCAGCUCAUCUCGGAGAGAGGCUCCAAUCUCGUCGUCAUCAACCCUGGUUCUGCGAACAUCAGAGUGGGCCUCGCUCAGCAGGACGCGCCUUUCACCGCCCCUCAUUGCAUCGCCCGGUGCACCAGCCAGGUGCCCAAGCGAAACGUGCAAGAUCAGAUGCUCAAUUCUCAAGUUACGACGGCACAACACAUGGAGCGAGAGAAGGCUUAUGAUAUUAUAGCAUCAUUGUUGAAAAUUCCGUUCUUGGAUGAGGAGGUCACGAACAGCAGCUCUUUCCAGCGCAAGAUGGGACGUGUUGACGCUUAUAAUCCACAGAAUGGUAGGAAAGAUUCAGUCUUUUCUUGGACGGAUGUGUAUGAGAGGCAAAGUUCGACUCUGGUAGCAGAUAGCUUAGAGGAUAAAGACUUGCCUAGUACUUCGUUGGCCCAACGUGAGGGAGGGCAUAUGGACUUAGGUCAACGUAAAUACAGACCGUUCAUUUGUGGUGAGGAAUCUCUGAAAAUAUCACCCACAGAGCCUUACUGCUUCCGCCGUCCUAUCCGAAGAGGUCAUUUUAACAUUUCGCAAGACUAUCCUGUGCAGCAGGUGUAUGAGGAUUUGCAUACUCUCUGGGACUGGAUGUUGGUGGAGAAAUUGCAUAUACCCCAAUCUGAAAGGAAUAUGUAUUCUGCCGUUCUUGUAGUGCCAGAGACAUUUGACAAUCGCGAAAUUAAGGAAGUGCUUUCUAUAGUGUUGCGGGAUUUGCAAUUUAGCUCAGCUGUGGUACACCAGGAAGGUCUUGCUGCAGCUUUUGGGAAUGGUUUGUCAACUGCAUGCAUUGUAAAUAUUGGAGCUCAGGUGACAUCAGUCAUAUGCAUUGAGGAUGGAGUGUCUCUACCUACCUCCGAGAAGACAUUGCCAUUUGGUGGAGAGGAUAUAUCCAGAUGCCUCUUAUGGACCCAGAGGCAUCAUCAAACUUGGCCUCAAGUUCGCACAGACAUGUUGACCAAACCUAUAGACAUGUUGAUGCUAAAUGAACUGAAAGAAUCCUACUGUUACAUCCAAGAGGGGGAGGUUGAUGCUGUGGCAGUUGUUCAGUCAUAUGAGGACGGGAUGCCAGCUGCGUCUCAUAGGACGAGGCUUACUGCUCUCAAUGUACCUCCUAUGGGUUUGUUUUAUCCGACGCUUUUGGUCCCAGAUGUAUAUCCUCCACCACCUCGUUCUUGGUUUAAUGAUUAUGAGGAUAUGCUAGAAGAAACAUGGCAUUUCGAUUAUCCCAGACGACCAGACAUGGUGGAUAGUCUGUAUCCUGGUUUUAACAUUGGAUUGCCCAUGUGGGACAGCUAUCCGAUGUUUCAGACAAAACCUAAGAAGGAAGAGAAGGUUGGCCUUGCUGAAGCAAUCACUAGUAGUAUUCUUUCAACUGGGCGUAUCGAUCUCAAGAGAAAACUGUUCUGUAGCAUACAGCUGAUCGGUGGAGUAGCUCUGACUGAGGGUCUCAUUCCUGCUGUGGAGGAUAGGGUAUUGCAUGCAAUUCCUUCAAAUGAAGCAAUUGAUACAGUCGAGGUUUUGCAAUCAAGAACGCACCCUACUUUUGUGUCAUGGAAAGGUGGAGCGAUUUUAGGAAUUCUUGAUAUUGGCCGAGAUGCUUGGAUACAUCGAAUGGACUGGAUUCACAAUGGAGUCCAUGUUGGUAUCGGCAGGAAGUACAAGGACUCUUAUUAUGUCCAAGCACAAGCGACAUGUUACAUAAACUCUUGAAAGGCAGCACCAGAUGUUGGAGUUUUAAAUCAUUUUCACUUGUGCAGCAGUUGCAGCCGGUGGUUUCCCCUUCUACGAGUUCUAUGGGACGAGUUGCAAGCCUGUUAAGAAUUGCAAGUGUCCGGUGUCUCAUCCAAACGAUUGCAUAACGGCGGGGUGGUUAUAACUGUUGCAUUUCAUUCCUUCGACUUCAGGUUUCUUAUCAUAGUUUGUACAUCCUAAUUAAUAUGGCUUCUUGUUGAUAGUCGAGGUGGAUCCGAAGUCGGGCUGGUUUUUUGGGACAAGGAAAGCUAGUGCUUCUUCUAUGGCAAUAUCAGGCGGCUGGAAGGGUACUUGGUGAUACUGAUAGAUUGCAUUGCUCUCCUACUUCUUUUACCUUUAGACUACCUUGUUGCCCUAGGCAACAGUGGAUCUUCAAAAGC